ACAUUCCUUUUUCAGCAAGGCUUUCAUCCCCUAGAUCCUACUUGGAAAACCUUGAUUUUCUCUCUUAAGCCAUUCCUGACUCUAGCUAUGGCAGAUCAACUCACGAAGCCAGUGGUUUCUUGGGAGGUUUGGAUGUAGAUGAAGUUUUUAGGUCAUGGACUUUCAGUACCUAAAGAUGACUGACAUAACCACCAGAGAGCAUUUUGUGAGACCUCUUCACCGUGCUCAGGGCGAGCAGAAUUGGCUGAAUAGGCAGUGGGUGCCUGCAGGGUCAGCUGAGAGGGCUGUGCAGAGCCUCUGGCUGCAAGGAGGGGGGUAUGGUCUGUGUGCACACUCUGGGCUCAGAACCAUUGGCAAGGCAAAGGUGAGGUGCAGUGGUUGCAACAGCAGGGAGCACAGAAAUCAGAGUUGCUGUGGAAUGACCCUAGGAGAAGAAUCAACUGGCUUGACUGAGGCUGAAGAGGCUGAAAUAGAGACAAUCAGGAAGCGCAGGCAGGAGCUUUUGGAUGACAUUAAGAAGCUGAAGGAGGAGCUUGCUGAGGUUAUUGCAGAAAUUGAGCGUUUCCAACGUGAAGAGGAGAAGCAAGUGGCAGACAGUAAUCCUGGAGAGCAGAUCAGCAAGCAGUCAGAGAGGGAUAAAAUUCUGUCCCUGGGCCGGAAGAAAUUUAACAUGGAUCCUGAAAAGGGGAUCCAGUACCUGAUAGAGCACCAGGUGUUGUCUUCAGACCUUCAGGAGAUUGCCAGAUUCCUCCACAAGGGUGAAGGCCUGAACAAGACAGCCAUUGGGGAUUACCUGGGUGGGAGGGACCCCACAAACAUUCAGAUCCUGCAGGCCUUUGUGGCAUGUCACCAAUUUGCCAACCUGAACCUGGUGCAGGCGCUGAGACAGUUCCUCUGGAGCUUCCGGCUGCCUGGGGAGGCGCAGAAGAUUGACAGGAUGAUGGAGGCCUUUGCCAACUGGUACUGCAAGUGCAACCCAGGAGUGUUCCAGUCCACAGAUACCUGUUAUGUACUCUCCUUCUCUAUCAUCAUGCUUAACACCAGCCUGCACAACCCCAAUGUGAAAGACAAACCCCACUUUGAAAGGUUUGUGUCCAUCAACAGAGGCAUUGACAAUGGAGGGGACCUGCCAGAAGAGCUUCUAAAGAAUCUGUUUGAGAGCAUAAAGAACGAGCCGUUCUCCAUACCAGAGGAUGAUGGCAACGACCUCACCCACACUUUCUUCAACCCUAACCGUGAAGGCUGGCUGGUGAAACUAGGAGGACGUGUGAAAACCUGGAAACGCCGCUGGUUCAUUCUGACUGAUAACUGCCUGUAUUACUUUGAAUAUACCACGGACAAAGAGCCUCGGGGCAUCAUCCCCUUGGAGAAUCUAUCAGUCCGGAAGGUGGAUGAUCCCAAAAAGCCAAACUGCUUUGAACUCUUCAUUCCCAACUGCAAAGGGCAGAAGAUCAAAGCCUGCAAAACAGAUGGGGAUAGGAAGGUGGUUGAAGGCAAGCAUCAGUCCUACAAGAUCUCAGCAGCCACUCCAGCAGAGCGUGAUGAGUGGAUUGAGGCAAUACGGACCAACAUCUCACAGGAUCCUUUCUAUGAUCUGGUCUCUGCCCGUAAGAAAAAGAUUGCCAGCAAAAACUGAACCAUGACCUGGUCACGGCAUCAGAAAGGUGGAGGUUAUUGGACAGCUUCCCUCUCACACUGGGCUCUUCCAGUGAGGAAAUCUGGGAGCUUUGUUUCCAUCUGCCUCCCACCUGGCAGGCAGAUGACUGACAGGACAGCUUGCCCUCUGCCUCUUCCCCUUCCAAACUGAAGGCAGAGGCGCAGGGUGCGAUCCACUGAGGACUCAGAACUGUGGGCAGGGAGUUGCCCAUGUCCGAACAUAAAGGCUCAACAGCAAUUGGCCUUUGGGCUCUCCCAUGUAGGCCCAGACAUGCGGGACAGGAUCUGAGAGGAAAAAGGAAUGUCUGCACAGUGUCUCCAGCCCCUCCUGUUGUCACACCAGGCCAGGGUAUUUUUCUGUGAGGGACCAUGUGGAUUCUCUUGGAGCUGAGCAUCUCCCAGUCAGUUGCAGAGCAGAAAGGCCCCAAUGGUUUCUCUUCCAUGAACAGAUGUGUAGUGGUUGUGGGGUGGAGGCCACCAAUAUUUAGAAACUUGCUGUGAAACCAGAGGUCAAAGUAAGAUCAGAAGCCCUCAGUCCAGAAGAAAUGCCUCUCUCCCUUCCUACAUCCUGUAGUGAGGACUGUAAUCCUGGGAAGUCCCCGCUUGGUAACUGCACCAUAAAUGUUAAAAAGUUAGAGAUAAUUGAAUCCCUAUCCAACAUAAGGGCUAACUGAGCAGAGAGAUGCUGUGGGACCAGGAAAGCAGCUCUGGGUGUUUUGUUUUUCUUUUUUGAGACUCAGGGAUCACCACAGAUUUCCUUAGGGAAGAAAUCGAAACUCUAGCUCUCCUCCUGGCUGAUGGCUCCCUGACAAAGGUUGGUUCCUUGAGGCCUGGGUUUUGUAUCUGAAAGUUUUGCAGUCAGAUGGCAUGAAAAAAUGGAGGUACAUACACCUACCUCCCCACCAGCACACACACAGAGGCAUUCAUUCCCAUCUUCAUACAAUGGUAUCAUCUGGAGCCUGGGGGUUUUGUCUCUUGUGUAAAGAGAGAAAUAAAAAGAGGUUAAAACAAGCCCAAAA
This is a messenger RNA of Melospiza melodia melodia, 2675 nucleotides long. It is a transcript of the gene CYTH4, whose product is annotated as cytohesin 4. The coding region runs from base 155 to 1636 and encodes 493 amino acids. The record is from RefSeq and is a predicted model, not a curated record. Gene Ontology annotation, biological process: regulation of ARF protein signal transduction. The transcript is spliced from 13 exons. Gene Ontology annotation, molecular function: guanyl-nucleotide exchange factor activity. Lineage: Eukaryota; Metazoa; Chordata; Aves; Passeriformes; Passerellidae.